UUAUUUUCUUUCCUGGCUGGUUUUCACUUCCCUAGUUUUUUCUUGCAAAUAUGAAGCGACUCCACGUAGUUAAUUUUCAUGUAACACUAAUUUAAUUGUUUAUUUUGGUUCUCCUAUCUACCUUAAAUUUUAGGCAAGUGGCUUUUCAUAAUUUGUGUGCAUUUACACGUAUCAUGGAAAACAACACAGAUCAUUCCGACCAAAACAACUACAACCCGCUGUCUGUCCAAGACGUAGAUGUUGAUUUUUUACCGAUUGUGUAUGAAAUUAUACGAAGCGUUGAGCGGGACUACCACGACAACUCUGCAAAGGCUCGCGAGUCUGCGGACUGCAGUCACAAAGUCCUAGAGCUUCAGAAAAAGCUUGACAUAGCGCGUUCCCAGAUCAAGCGUCUUCCUGGCAUAGACUACAACAAGCAAGAUCAGCUAAAGCAGUUUGAGAUUCUACGCACACAGUUGCGUCUGAAACGUGAACUCCUGCAGAAGUACUGGAACAUGUGCUCAUUUGAGACCUCAUUCAAGUGACCAUCGUGAAAAUGCCGCUGCGUUCUUUGUUCAGAUACUUGGCCAACAAUGAACACCUUGUGCAGAAGUUAGCAGAGUCUUACCCGGUAAGGCGGGCUGCUCAGUUGGCAGUCUCCAUAUUCUAUAGAGGAAAGGAAAAAUUGUCU
Messenger RNA from Amyelois transitella, 670 nucleotides. It is a transcript of the gene MED9, whose product is annotated as mediator of RNA polymerase II transcription subunit 9. Gene Ontology annotation, biological process: regulation of transcription by RNA polymerase II. The record is from RefSeq and is a predicted model, not a curated record. Bases 174 to 524 code for a protein of 116 amino acids. Gene Ontology annotation, cellular component: mediator complex. NCBI's taxonomy places the organism in Eukaryota, Metazoa, Arthropoda, Insecta, Lepidoptera, Pyralidae. Gene Ontology annotation, molecular function: transcription coregulator activity. The transcript is spliced from 3 exons.